Molecule: messenger RNA, 874 nt
Organism: Austrofundulus limnaeus
Lineage: Eukaryota; Metazoa; Chordata; Actinopteri; Cyprinodontiformes; Rivulidae
Gene: aqp12
Product: aquaporin 12
Biological process (GO): transmembrane transport
Cellular component (GO): cytoplasm; membrane
Molecular function (GO): channel activity
Source: RefSeq, a predicted model, not a curated record
ACCUGACCUGGCUGCAGGCCUGUGUACUCUGGCAGCUGUUUGUGGGAUUGAAACUGACGUGUUUCUGAUAAGUAGCUGCUUUGUGACAGUGCCACGUUGUCAAACAUACCUGGUCCUGCCUGGCUGUCUCACAGACCUGCAGCAGGACCCCUGACUGCAGACAUGGCGGGACUCAACGCGUCUCUGGGAUACUUCCUGGCCAUAGUGGUGUCUGUGGCCUCGGUCCAGAUGCUGCUCAGAAAGCAUCCGCGGCUCAGCUCGCUGUUGGAGUUGGCCUCGUCGUUCAUGCUGGUGGCGUGCCGGCUGGAGGUGCAGACCAUAGUGGAGGUGGGCGAGUGGGCCGGGGGUCUGGGUCCUGAUGUGACUGUGACUAUGCUGUUUGUGGUGCUGCUGACUCACGGUGUGAUCUGUGGUGGAGCUUCAGGGAAUCCCAGCCUGGUGCUGCAGCAGUUCCUGCAGCUGGAGACCCCCACCCUGCCCACCCUGCUUGCAGUUGCAGCCCAGUUUGUGGGCGCURACCUGGCCCUGCUGGCAGCCGGCUACUACUGGAGCCUGGAGCUGACGGACAUGCACCUGAUCAAGAACCUGAUGUCCGCUUCCUGCAGCACGUCCCUGCUGGUCCCGGUGGUCCAGGGCUUUAUGACCGAGUGUGCCUGUGCACUGGUUUUUCAUCUGGUUCAGUUAAACCUGCGACACAGGUCUGCUCUGAUCAGGGUCCCUCUGACCGCAGUCCUGCUCACGUUCUUGUCCCACACAGCCCGAGGAUUCACCUCAGCUUUCAUCAACCCAGCUGUGGCGUACGGACUGACCUUCCACUGCCCUGGAUUCACUCUCACAGAGUACACAUUGGUGUACUGGCUGAGCCCCCUGACAG